AUGUGCUACUUCGAGCAGACUCGCUGGAGCUGCGGGUACUGGAAGUGGGGGAACUUUCGCCAACAGUGCAACAAGGAAUACCGGACAGGCGAGACGUGCGGGCUGAAGCUGGUCUACGACACGUCCUACAUGCACGGACAGUGCAAAAUCUGCGACCAGAUCACCAAGAAGGACCGGCGCAUGCGGAAAAUGUCCGAGGACAUCCAGCGGUGGCAGCGGGAGGGCAACCGGCGCGCCACCAUCGAGAAGACGCAGCAGGACAUGACCGAGAUCCAGAUCCAGAUCAACGACCUCUGUCACAGCCAUCAGGAGAAGCAACGGAGCAUCUGCUAG
This is a messenger RNA of Lasiosphaeria miniovina, 333 nucleotides long. RefSeq lists its product as uncharacterized. The record is from RefSeq and is a predicted model, not a curated record. The transcript has a single exon. The coding region runs from base 1 to 333 and encodes 110 amino acids. Lineage: Eukaryota; Fungi; Ascomycota; Sordariomycetes; Sordariales; Lasiosphaeriaceae.